AUGACAACAACGGAAGUGAACCAGAAAUUGUGGUGGCAAAAAAGGCCGCCACUAAGAGACCAGGUCAAGCCCCGUAAUGCUGAUUCUGGGCUAAAGCAGGUUGCUAGCCGCACUGGUGAGCCUGGUGUUGCUUGUGGGCUCUCCGCUGGCUGGGAUGGACUGACUGAGCUUCUACCCGCUGUCGUGCUGCCUGAUUCCAGACCGACAGCCGCUCGUACCCUCCUCCGUCCCGAUGAUGGCCCAUCCUGCCAUCCGAACCCCUGCCCUGGUGAGCAUCCUUCUGUUCCCCGCAUCACUCUCUUCCGGGGGACCCAUCCGAGUCCUCCAUCCCCACUCACUCAUCUAGUCUCCUUGCCCCACCCGGCCACCGCCCCCGAAACUGCAACAUCCAUCGGUCUUGCAGAGCACCGACUCCAGAGGCGAAAGCUCAACCCGCCGACUACGAACUCGCGCCCCCAGGAACAGCGUCCUCUCUCAAGUCUCGUUCGAUGA
Messenger RNA from Puccinia triticina, 492 nucleotides. RefSeq lists its product as uncharacterized. NCBI's taxonomy places the organism in Eukaryota, Fungi, Basidiomycota, Pucciniomycetes, Pucciniales, Pucciniaceae. The transcript has 4 exons. The record is from RefSeq and is a predicted model, not a curated record. The coding region runs from base 1 to 492 and encodes 163 amino acids.